CAACCGGACUAAGGAAGUGAAAGAACCGGAUGACUACUUGGACUUCAGCAACACCUUUGUUAAGCCAUGGAGCUCCAUGCAGGAUCUGGGCAGAGACAUCUAUGAUAUUUAUGCCGAGUAUGAAAAUGAAGAGGAGGAGGAUCGGUUGCCGGUGUCUCCCUCCCGUCUGCUGCUCUCUCCAACCAAACACUAUGUUCUCAACAUCAACGUUGGAGGAACGGUGUACCACUUGCCCUACAGGUUAGCUGUCAGGUAUCCAAAGACAAGGAUCGGACGGUUGGCCAUUUACAGCGACCACAGCAGGAAGUUGGACCUGUGUGAUGACUACAUCGUCCAGAGCAACGAGUUCUUCUUUGACCGGGACCCUAAAAUCUUCCACAACAUCUUCAACUUUUACAGAACUGGAGUGCUGUGCAUUAAAGACGAGCUGUGUCCUCGCAACUUCCUGGAGGAGAUAAACUACUGGGGCGUCAGGAUCAAAAACAGUCGACGCUGCUGCCGCAUCUCCUUCGAAGAGAGGCAGGACGAGCUGAACGAGCAGCUGAAAAUACAAAGACAGCUGAUAGCAGAGGUGGAGAUGGAGGAGAACGAGGCGUUGUUCCAUGGCAUGGCCUUCGGGCCAACCCGAAGAAAGAUCUGGAACCUGAUGGAGAAGCCGUUCUCCUCGGUCACUGCCAAGCUGAUGGGGGUCGCCUCAUCCAUCUUUGUGCUGGUCUCGCUGGUUGCCAUGACGCUCAACACUGUAGAGGAGAUGCAGUACAAGACGGCGUCGGGCCAGCUCAGCGGCAGAUUCUACGGCGAGUACGUGGAGACAUUAUGCAUCGCCUUCUUCACCCUGGAGUACCUGCUGCGCCUGGUGUCCACCCCCGACCUCAAGUGCUUUGGACGCAGCAUGCUGAACACCGUUGACUUGAUCGCCAUCCUGCCGCACUACCUGCAGAUGAUCCUGGAGUGCUUCGAGGACGAGGACAUGCACCUGCACUCGGGGGACAUCGAGACUGUCGGACGCGUCGGAAAGGUGGGUCAGGUUCUGAGGAUCAUGCGUCUGAUGCGAAUCUUCAGGAUCUUGAAGCUGGCUCGUCACUCAACAGGCCUCAGAGCCUUCGGCUUCACACUGAGACAGUGCUACCAGCAGGUGGGCUGUUUACUCCUCUUCAUCGGCAUGGGAAUCUUCAUGUUUUCAGCCAUGGUGUACACUGUGGAGCAUGACGCGUACAACACCAACUUCACCUCCAUGCCGCAGGCGUGGUGGUGGGCCGCUGUGAGCAUUUCCACAGUGGGUUAUGGCGACAUGUUCCCUGAGACCAACCUGGGCCGUCUCUUCGCCUUUGCCUGCAUCUCCUUUGGCGUCAUCCUCAACGGCAUGCCCAUCUCCAUCCUCUACAACAAGUUCUCUGACUAUUACACCACGCUCAAGUCCCACGAGUACACCGCCGUCGCCAAGGCCCGUGGGAAGGUGCACUUCGCCAAGAGGGCCGCAAAGAGGUUGGCCGAAUGCUGCGAGGACGUCGUUCAGCUGAGGACUGCCCGCCUGAUGUGAGCCAUGUUGUAGAUUUUCAAACCUGACACACUCUGUGACAGCCCAUUAGAUGCUGGGAUGAGGAUAGAUAGGAUAGGAGUCACGCUGGUCAAACUGCCUGGACUUCCGAUCCAAGGUCAAAAACGUAUUCUUCCUUAAGGGACAUCUGUCUGUCCAUCCUCUAUACAUGUUUAUUCCUGUUAAACCUAUCCCAGCAUGCAUUGGGACAAAGGUAUGUGAAUCUACAUACAUCUCUGCUAAAGUGGUCUGUACCUCCAUCCACACUUGAUCCAUUAGUCUCUAAAGCUCACAAGUAAUCCAGGCCCGAUGGAAAUCAUAAGUUAAAGAGUCGACAUCUGGAUGAUGUUUAUCUGCCCCACGCAUCGCUCUCUCUCUAAUAAUAAACCUAUGUCUCUUUAUCACGUCAUCAUAAAGCUGUGCAGCUCUUAUUU
Molecule: messenger RNA, 1971 nt
Organism: Larimichthys crocea (large yellow croaker)
Lineage: Eukaryota; Metazoa; Chordata; Actinopteri; Sciaenidae
Gene: kcnv2a
Product: potassium channel, subfamily V, member 2a
Exons: 9
Coding region: 77-1540 (487 amino acids)
Biological process (GO): protein homooligomerization; potassium ion transmembrane transport; action potential
Cellular component (GO): voltage-gated potassium channel complex; membrane
Molecular function (GO): voltage-gated potassium channel activity
Source: RefSeq, a predicted model, not a curated record